GUCCCUUCGUCGGCCAGAUCCACGAACGUUAGAACAACAUCCAUGCGAGCUCGAUGGAGGGGCUCUAGUGGCGUGGCGUCAUCGCCACAACAAGACAUCAUGUCGGAAGAGGUGAUUCAACUCUUUGGGGGCGCUCACCUGGCGACGCCGUCCAAAAUCGACGCCAUGAACCCCGCAGAUGUCAACGUCAUUCGAGCACUCGUGAGCAACACGGAUCUCGUGGAACGGUUCGCCCACGAAAUUGCAUUGUAUGACAAGCUCGACCAUCGCAAACCCGAGGACACACUCCGGCGGUUCAGUUUGAAUGGGGACAACAAGCUCGACUUCAACGAGUUCCACCCAGCUCUCAAGCGUCUCUUUGGCCACGCGAUCUCGCACAUGCAAUCGAAGGACCUUUUUCGAGUGUUUUGCCCCACGUCGGGGAAAAAGCUUGAUAUUGAUCAGUUUUGCCAGAUCAUGGGCCACUGGUGCCAAGUCGCCAAACGCAUGAAGGAUCAAGAGUACAUUUCGUCAACGUCUAGGCCACCGUCGAACCAACCCACGGGAGGCGACACUCCCUUGUCGACCCUCGACAACAACUCGAACAUUCGACGAGGGCUCGAUCUGGCUGCCAAACGCUACGACAAGCUGAACGCGAUUUGUCUCAAAAUGGAUGUGGGGUGCACUGGGUGUCUUUCCAAGGAAGAGUUUGAGCUCGCGAUGACGCACGUCGGAGUCAACCUCAACACACAAGAGUACGAACGGCUGUACGUGCAGUUGCCGGCGACCGUGCGCCACGCCCCGUCCGAUGGAAUCUUCUACACCGGGUUCCUCGCCAUGCUGGGGGUCAAGAUGACCCAUUUGUUUCAGAAUCAAAAGUUGUGGGAAUUGAUGCUGCAGCACGGCGACGUCCUUCGCAAGUAUUUGACGCAUUGCCAGAAGCAAGGAAAAGACGCAAUGUCGCCCGACCACUUUCGUGACCUCUUGGGCCACUGCGGCAUCACAUUGUCCAACGGCGACUUUACCGGUUUGCGCAUGCGCAUGCAGGAAUUCCAAGACGUCGAUGGCAACAUCAACUUGACCGACUUCCUUGCUGCUCUCAAUGACAAGGCAUCCUUUCUCGCCAACAGCACGGGCCUCGUCGGGUGCACUGGCCCUGCGUCGCCCCACCGGCGGGGCAAGAAAAUCGUCGACACGCAUGAAAUGUGCGUGUCAGCGGCCGGGAAAUCCACCGAGCAGCGCAAUUCCGAAGCGCAGAUGUGUCGAGGCAAGACGACUGACGUGGCGAAAAAACCAACGUUCUCCAACUUGUACAUGCAAAACGUGGCGAAUUCGCCUGGCGCGACUCCCGCUGCAUCGGGCGUCCCGUCCUUGGAAGAGCGCAUUCUGUCGAAAAUGCACACGUUCCAGGCGAUGGGGUACACGCACUGCGCGACAUUCAAGAGCAUUUUCCCUGGCGAUCGAUUCGGCAAGAUAACUCGUGGUCAUUUCCGACAGUCCUUGGCCCAGCUCCACAUGGUAUCAAGGCAUGCCGAAGUGGAAGCGUUGUUCUGGAAGCUUGAUCCGGCCGGACGAGGGUAUAUCGGAGCACACGAGCUGCAUAGUCACUUGCAAAAACGGCAAGACUGCUCGAGCGAUUCCGCCGUUGCAGGGACGUCAACGGUAUCCCUGCAGGAAAAAGCCACAGAGGGAACCGAGGUUGGGCAAUCAACGACCCAGCGCCAUCCUCCGCUCCGACUAGACGAGAAGAAGGUGUUCGACGCGUUAUACGAAAAGAUUCCUGACGUCGUUCGCGCCUGUCAAGCCGUCGACAGCGGCAAGACGGGCGCGAUUUCCCGAGGGGACUUUGUUUGGGCACUGCAGCAGGGCGGUGUCAUCCUUUCGCAAGCUGAUGCGUCCCAUGUUGUCGCUGCGCUCUCGUCGCGAAAGGAUGGCGUUGUCAUGUACGACCAAAUAACCGACACAAUCGCCACACUGCUGCAGCUUCCCGGGACCAAGGACUCGACGAAGAGUUCGCGUCAGCAUUUGUCGAAUACGUCCGUGCUUCUCGAUCAAGAUUCCUCCGUUGUCGAGUCCACCAGACCUCCAGAGGCCGUGAAGAAGGUCCAGGACUAUCCCGCGAGACGCUCCAGCCUCCAACUUGGAUACGGCUAUGACGAUCCGUCAGCUCAAGAGAUGAGCGAGCGAAACCUGACGUCCAACUUGCACUCGAAUGCGUCGUUGUACCACCAUGUCCCCGAGCCAGAAAAACUCGAGCGUGCGCUCCGGCAGCGACACGCGCGACGAGUCUUGCUGAUCCAGAACAUCCUGGAGCGGCGCAGCGACUUGAAAAUGUGCUUUGACAUGAUGCCGUACCGCCAGACGCCGCGCGGACUCGUCCUUCUCACGGUCGACGAGAUUGCAGACAUUCUGAGCUGUGCUCGAAUGAACAUCCAUUUCAAGACGCCGGACGAGGCCAAGACGCUGUUGCGCGAGAUCGUCCCGCCCAAUUUGGACAAGUUGAGUUUCGUGGAGCUUAUUCGAGUGCUGACGAUGGCUCAGCGCAUGGAGCCUGCCCCAGAUGAAGACUGGCCGCCGCUUGUAGCAAGUCCCUGUCGUGGCCAGGAUGCGUUGAGUCCUGCGUGCUGCGAAGUGUCGAUCCGCGCCAAACUGCUCCAGUUCAGCACGCUCAAGGACGUGAGCGUCAUGCAGUGGAACACGACAGGAGCCAUCAUUGUCCGACAUGCGUUCAAGGGUCUGUCGCGGGAUACCGUCGCGACGUCGUCAUCCGGCAGCACAUUCGAUGCAUUGUGUCGGAACGUCGACUUGAAGCACAUAUGCACUCGCCUGGCCCUCGAUUUGACGCAAACGGAGCUGCAUUUCCUCGUUACCAAGAUCGACGUGGGAAAACAGGGUUUCUUUAGCUCGACCGCGCUCUUUCAAGCAUUUACUCAGCUGUUGUACGCAUUGUAAGGCACAACUCUUGAUUGAGUGUCGGAAGGUGGACGGCUGUGCCGCGUCCGUGAAGCGAG
Messenger RNA from Aphanomyces invadans, 2990 nucleotides. RefSeq lists its product as hypothetical. Gene Ontology annotation, cellular component: nucleoplasm. Gene Ontology annotation, molecular function: calcium ion binding. The coding region runs from base 43 to 2931 and encodes 962 amino acids. The record is from RefSeq and is a predicted model, not a curated record. Lineage: Eukaryota; Oomycota; Saprolegniomycetes; Saprolegniales; Verrucalvaceae. The transcript has 12 exons.